GUGAAGUCUAUAAAAAUCGAAAGGGCAAACCCGUUCGGCUGCUCCCUAUCCCUCUUAAGUUCACACAAACCUAACAAAUCUUCGAAUCGUCGUGAUGAUGUCGUCUUCUGCGGCGGAGAACGGAAGCAAGAAGAUAACUCUGAGGAGCUCUGAUGGCGAGGUUUUCGAGGUGGAAGAGGCGGUUGCUGUCGAGUCUCAGACUAUUAAGCACAUGAUUGAGGACGAGUGCGCCGACAACGUUAUCCCUCUCCCUAACGUCACCGGUAAGAUCCUCUCGAAGGUGAUCGAGUACUGCAAGCGCCACGUGGACGCGGCCGCCGCCUCUGCCACCAAGGCGGACGACAAACCUUCCCCUGAUGACGAUCUCAAGAAUUUCGACGCGGAUUUUGUCAAAGUGGACCAGGCCACGCUCUUUGAUCUUAUUUUGGCUGCAAAUUACCUGAACAUCAAGAGUCUUUUGGACCUGACCUGUCAGACUGUUGCUGACAUGAUCAAAGGAAAGACACCUGAGGAGAUUCGCAAGACGUUCAACAUCAAGAAUGAUUUCACGCCUGAGGAGGAAGAGGAAGUCCGGAGAGAGAACCAGUGGGCCUUCGAAUAGAUCUGUUGAAAUGAAUGAUCUUUUGGUUAAGUUAUUUUAAUGAUGGCUGAAAUAUUAAAUUAUCUUGACUUCUUUAUGACGUGAAUUUUAAGGAUUGCUUUGCGCUGAACUGGAUUUACCUUCACGUACAAUUGUUUUGCUCUUUUGUUCAUGUGUGUCCUUCUGGAAGGAUUAUCCACGGUGUUGUGAAGAAACAUAUUACCUAUUUAGUUGUUGGUCUCCAAUGAUUUAUUUGAUUGUGCUUGUUUGCUUGUGUACAAAGGGUGAAAGAUUUCUGCGCUAGUAGAAUAUGAGAAAUCUUGUUGAUAGCAGGUACACACACACAAACACACCCCAAAUUUGAUGACCAUGAAAGUGUUAUUUUGGCUUCUUGAGUAUGAUGCUCACAGUUUGAAGCUUUUGAAGUAAAUAGUCAUCUGAAUGAGAUGAUGUGAUUUUUGUUAAAUUGAGAUUUGUUAAUGUUUCAAAUUUUGUGUUGAAGCGUUCUACUUAAUGGAGGGGAUUUAUAUCCUUGGGCUAUUUUGUCAUUGUAUCGUCUACUAGGAGAAAUUCCAUUGAUGUUUCAUAUUUAGUCCAUUAUUCAGUUGAGAAGUGGAAAUCCAAUUAAUUAAGUGAAUACAUACUUUGAGACAUAGUACUUGUUACUAGGCCUUGAUAUAAAUUUGCAGGUAAUGUCUCAUACUAUGCCUUGGCCAUCUGCAACUGCUAUUUAUUCUUGUAGAAAUGCGUCAGCUAUGCCUUGG
This is a messenger RNA of Striga asiatica, 1344 nucleotides long. Lineage: Eukaryota; Viridiplantae; Streptophyta; Magnoliopsida; Lamiales; Orobanchaceae. The record is from the annotation of a GenBank genome assembly.